AUGCAAACUAUAAAGUGUGUUGUGGUUGGAGAUGGAGCAGUGGGAAAGACUUGCCUGCUUAUCAGCUACACAACAAAUAAAUUCCCAUCAGAAUAUGUGCCAACAGUAUUUGAUAAUUAUGCAGUCACUGUCAUGAUUGGAGGAGAGCCAUACACCCUUGGGCUCUUUGAUACUGCAGGACAGGAAGAUUACGAUAGGCUUAGACCUCUGAGUUACCCACAAACAGAUGUUUUCCUUGUUUGCUUCAGUGUAGUGAGUCCAAGUUCUUUUGAAAAUGUUAAAGAAAAGUGGGUACCUGAAAUAACUCAUCAUCAGCAAAAGACACCAUUCCUUUUGGUAGGGACACAGAUAGAUUUACGAGAUGAUCCAGGAACCAUGGAAAAAUUGGCGAAAAUCAAACAAAAGCCAGUGUCACUAGAACAAGGAGAGAAACUUGCAAAGGAACUAAAGGCAGUGAAAUAUGUAGAAUGCUCAGCUUUGACACAGAAAGGAUUGAAGAAUGUGUUUGAUGAAGCGAUUCUGGCUGCAUUAGAGCCUCCAGAGCCUGUAAAGAGAAGGAAAUGUGUCAUGCUGUAA
Molecule: messenger RNA, 576 nt
Organism: Pieris macdunnoughi
Lineage: Eukaryota; Metazoa; Arthropoda; Insecta; Lepidoptera; Pieridae
Source: the annotation of a GenBank genome assembly